AUGAUGUCAAAGAAAAAUAUUUCACCGUCACCUGAUAUUUUAUACGGCCAACUUUAUUUCGACAUUCAACUUGCUCAUGUGUAUUCCGAAGGGGAAACAUUUACUGAUUCCGUUCCAGAUGUUUCACCAUCAGAAGUAGUCGCUCUUUACGAACAUGAAAAACACUUACCGAACUUCGAUCUUACUAAAUUUGUCAAGGAACAUUUUCAUCUUCAAGCAUUUCCGAAUUUGACUUAUACUAGUGAUCCUACGAUAGCGCCGAAAGAUCACAUAAAUAGGCUGUGGAAUAUUCUUUGUCGACCAGCUGAUACGUCCGUUGACGGUAGUUCAACAAUUCCUCUUCCAUUUCCUUAUAUCGUUCCCAGUGGUAGACAUCGAGAAAUGUUCUAUUGGGAUUCGUAUUUUACUAUGUUAGGUUUAAUGGUUGUACCCGAUCGAAUCGAUAUGAUUAAAUCAAUGAUUGACAAUUUUGCGUAUAUGAUUGAUCUAUUGGGUUUUAUACCAAGUGCAAAUCGUACGUAUUUUUUAAGUCGAUCUCAACCACCAUUUUUUGCACAGAUGGUUCAACUGUUGGCCAAUACAGAGAAUGUCAAACAACGAUACUUACCUCAACUACGUAAAGAAUACGAAUGGUGGAUGACUGACAGUGAUAAUUUGACUGAUGAACAACCAGUUAAACGUCAUGUUGUACGUUUGCCUGGUGGAAUAAUUCUGAAUCGAUAUUGGGAUCCAUCGACGACUCCCCGGCCAGAAUCAUAUCCGAAGGAGGAAGAUCAACGCCGAAAAGCUCUACAGCAUGGCAUUUCAGCUGAAGAAUUUUAUCAGCACAAUCGUACAGCUUGUGAAUCCGGUUGGGAUUUUUCAUCACGUUGGCUUCUUGAUAGUAAAUGCGCGGAGACAAAUCAUGCAGCUGACAUCAUUCCAGUUGAUCUCAAUUGCCUUCUUUACUCUCUGGAAAAUUUACUUGCAAAGAUGUACAAUGAACAAGGUGAUGUUGAGUCAAGUAAAAAGUUUAAAUUAUUUGCUCAAAAUAGAAGAAAUGCUAUUCGAAAGUUUCACUGGAAUGAUGCGAAUCAAUUUUUUAUGGAUUAUGAUUGGAAACGUAAUCGAUCGACGUCUGCUAUUACAUUAGCUGGUGUUUAUCCACUCUAUUUUAAAUUGGCUACUCCUGAACAAGCAGCACAUGUUCACGAACAUCUUGGCAAAAGUUUUCUUCGUACUGGUGGUCUAGUCACGAGUCUAGAAGCAACUGGCGAGCAAUGGGAUUGGCCAAACGGAUGGGCUCCUUUGCAAUGGGUCGGCUGCCAAGCUUUGAAGAACUACGGAUUCAAUAAAUUGGCAGCUGAAGUAAAACAGCGGUGGUUGGCUUUGAAUGAUCGGGUAUUUAAAGCGACAGGGAAAAUGACUGAAAAAUACAAUGUAGUCGACAAUGUACAAUGUGGAGGUGGAGACUAUCCGCUACAAGAUGGGUUCGGUUGGACGAAUGGAGUCUAUUUAAGACUUUUACACGAUGGCUCAAACGGUCAGUUUCAUUGA
Messenger RNA from Rotaria socialis, 1536 nucleotides. NCBI's taxonomy places the organism in Eukaryota, Metazoa, Rotifera, Eurotatoria, Philodinida, Philodinidae. The record is from the annotation of a GenBank genome assembly.